Hydractinia symbiolongicarpus is the source of this 1545-nucleotide messenger RNA. Its product is annotated as tubulin alpha-1 chain-like. Lineage: Eukaryota; Metazoa; Cnidaria; Hydrozoa; Anthoathecata; Hydractiniidae. The record is from RefSeq and is a predicted model, not a curated record. Bases 127 to 1479 code for a protein of 450 amino acids. The transcript is spliced from 3 exons. Gene Ontology annotation, molecular function: GTP binding; structural constituent of cytoskeleton. Gene Ontology annotation, cellular component: microtubule; cytoplasm. Gene Ontology annotation, biological process: microtubule cytoskeleton organization; mitotic cell cycle.
GGGGCGAACCAAGGUGUAACAUUGGGAGUCGUUGUGGCUUGAUCUCAAUUUUUGUUUUUGUCAGUAUCAUUUGUUGCUGGGACUAGAACUAACUCGUCACAUCUAGUUAUUAGUCGAAAAAUAAAAAUGCGCGAGUGUAUUUCUGUUCACGUCGGUCAAGCUGGUGUACAAAUUGGAAAUGCAUGCUGGGAGUUAUAUUGUUUGGAGCAUGGUAUCCAACCUGACGGACAAAUGCCAUCUGAUAACACGCUUGGUGGUGGAGAUGAUUCGUUUAAUACUUUCUUCAGUGAAACUGACAGUGGCAAACAUGUACCCAGGGCAGUCUUUGUUGAUCUUGAGCCAUCUGUAAUCGAUGAAGUUCGUCAAGGUACAUACCGAUCGUUGUUUCAUCCUGAACAACUGAUCACUGGUAAAGAAGAUGCAGCAAAUAAUUACGCACGCGGUCAUUACACAGUCGGAAAGGCGAUGAUUGACAAUGUUUUAGAUCGCAUUCGCAAGCUUAGCGAAGCAUGCACCGGUCUGCAAGGUUUUUUGAUCUUUCAUUCUUUUGGCGGGGGUACUGGUUCAGGAUUUUCUUCAUUGUUGAUGGAAAGGCUAUCUGUUGAUUAUGGAAAGAAAUCAAAGCUUGAGUUCGCAAUUUAUCCUGCUCCGCAAGUGAGUACUGCUGUUGUUGAACCAUACAAUUCUAUUUUAACCACUCACACCACUUUGGAACAUACAGAUUGCGCAUUUAUGGUAGACAACGAAGCUAUAUAUGAUAUUUGCCGCAAAAAUCUUGAUAUCCAGCGCCCCUCUUAUACAAAUUUGAAUCGACUAAUCAGCCAAAUUGUUUCAAGUAUAACCGCAUCACUUCGUUUUGACGGCUCACUGAAUGUAGAUCUGACUGAGUUCCAAACCAACUUAGUACCAUAUCCUCGAAUCCAUUUUCCUAUGGCAACUUAUACUCCAAUCAUUUCGUCUGAAAAAGCCUUUCACGAGCAAAUAACUGUCAAUGAGAUUACCAAUGCCUGCUUCGAGCCAGAAAACCAACUUGUGAAGUGCGACCCCCGACACGGCAAAUACAUGUCAUGUUGUUUAUUGUACCGUGGCGACGUCGUUCCGAAAGACGUCAACGUUGCUAUCGCUAAUAUUAAAACAAAGCGUACUAUUCAGUUUGUAGACUGGUGCCCAACUGGUUUUAAAAUUGGGAUUAAUUACCAGCCCCCUGCCGUAGUUCCUGGUGGAGAUCUUGCUAAGGUUUCGCGAGCUGUGUGCAUGUUGAGCAACACAACAGCUAUUGGCGAGGCAUGGGUACGACUUGAUCGCAAGUUUGAUUUGAUGUAUGCAAAACGUGCUUUUGUUCAUUGGUAUGUUGGUGAAGGUAUGGAAGAAGGUGAAUUUAGUGAAGCUAGAGAAGAUAUGGCAGCACUCGAGAAGGAUUAUGAAGAGGUUGGGGCGGACAGUGUGGAUAAAGAAGGAGAGGAAGAAGACGAAUAUUAAAAAUUGUAUAAUAUAAAUCCGUAAUACUAUUUUUCUUGUUAGAAACACAUCACGUGCACAUAAAAA